GACAGUUGGGAGGUAUAGUCGGGACAGUUGGGAGAUUAUUGUCUGGGAUGAAGAAUGUUUCCAGGGUCGCAGACAUGAGUUUACAUCUGAGUGCUACAACAUCAUGGAAUCUGGAUUUGAAACUGUCCGUUCAUUUAAAAUCGAGAGUGGAGCCUGGGUUGGCUAUGAGCACUUAGGAUUCCAAGGUCAGCAGUUUGUGUUGGAGAGAGGAGAGUACCCCCGCUGGGAGGCCUGGAGUGGCAGCAACGCUUAUCAUGUCGAGCGAAUGACCUCCUUCCGACCAAUUGCCUGUGCUAACCAUCGUGACUGUAAGAUGGCCAUCUUUGAGAAGGAGAACUUCCUGGGAAGGAAAGGAGAGAUGAGUGAUGAUUAUCCCUCCCUUCAAGCCAUGGGCUGGUGUAACAAUGAAGUUGGCUCUUUCCGUGUCCAGUCUGGCGCCUGGGUGUGCUACCAGUAUCCCGGUUACCGUGGCUUCCAAUAUAUCCUGGAAUGUGACCGUCACUCAGGAGAGUACAAGCACUGGAGAGAGUGGGGAUCCCAUGCUCAGACCUUCCAGAUCCAAUCCAUCCGCAGAAUUCAGCAGUAACUUUUACAUGCAGACAUGUAUUUUAACUUGAAAUAACAAUGAACUAAGUUUAAAGAAAAUAAAGAUUU
This is a messenger RNA of Pseudophryne corroboree (corroboree frog), 654 nucleotides long. RefSeq names its product crystallin beta A4 (gene CRYBA4). Bases 104 to 586 code for a protein of 160 amino acids. Gene Ontology annotation, biological process: lens development in camera-type eye; visual perception. NCBI's taxonomy places the organism in Eukaryota, Metazoa, Chordata, Amphibia, Anura, Myobatrachidae. The transcript has 5 exons. Gene Ontology annotation, molecular function: structural constituent of eye lens. The record is from RefSeq and is a predicted model, not a curated record.